Perca flavescens (yellow perch) is the source of this 1406-nucleotide messenger RNA. Its product is annotated as haloacid dehalogenase-like hydrolase domain-containing 5. Gene Ontology annotation, cellular component: mitochondrion. NCBI's taxonomy places the organism in Eukaryota, Metazoa, Chordata, Actinopteri, Perciformes, Percidae. The record is from RefSeq and is a predicted model, not a curated record. Gene Ontology annotation, biological process: glycerophospholipid biosynthetic process. The transcript has 9 exons. Bases 6 to 1241 code for a protein of 411 amino acids.
UAUAAAUGUGUAGCAGCGUCUUUUUUGGACAGACAGACAUCAUGUGGUGUCAGCGAGGUUUCCUGCAGACGGUCAGACGCAUGUCCACCAGCAGACAGGCAGGCGUCCUCUUCGACGUGGACGGCGUCCUGCUCCGCGGCGGCUCUUUAAUUCCCGCCGCUCGGCGAGCUUUCCGGAAGCUUCUGGACCGAAACAACAACUUCCUGUUUCCUGUCGUGUUCGUCACCAACGCAGGAAGCUGUCAGAGACACCACAAGGCCCAGCAGCUGUCUCACCUUCUGGACGUCCAGAUCUCCCCGGAGCAGGUGGUUCUGUCCCACAGUCCUUUGCGGAUGUUAAAGAGUUUCCAUGAUAAGUGUGUACUGGUGUCGGGACAGGGACCGCUGACCGACAUCGCCAACUCUUUGGGUUUUCAGAAGGUGGUGAACGUGGAGCAGCUGAGAGAACAUCACCCCCUGCUGGACAUGGUGGAGCACGGCACCAGACCCAAACCCCCGUCGUCUCCUCUGCAGACGCUUCCUCAAAUAGAAGCGAUCAUCCUAUUCGGAGAGCCAAUCAGAUGGGAGACCAACCUGCAGCUGUUGAUUGACGUGCUGCUGACCAAUGGGAGUCCGGCUGGUGUGCACGCUCCGGCGGCAUUGCAGCUGCCCGUGCUCGCCUGCAACAUCGACCUCAUGUGGAUGGCAGAGGCGCCGUCUCCACGGUUUGGUCACGGGAUGUUCCUGCUGUGUCUGGAGUCGGUCUACAGGAAGCUGACGGGCCGAGAGCUGCAGUACGAGGCGCUGCUGGGGAAGCCGAGCUUGCUGACAUACCGCUACGCCGAGCGCCAGCUCAGACUGCAGAACCACGGCCGCAAGCUCAGCACUGUCUACGCCAUUGGCGACAACCUGAUGACGGAUAUCUACGGAGCUAACCUGUACGAUCGCUACCUGAGUCAGCAGCAUGCUGCCAUGAUGACCACCACCAAGCUCGUUGCCCAGGGAACGGGCAGUCAGGUGACGAUGGCGGUGCCAGAGGAGGAAGAGCUGGUGUCUGCCGCCGCACAGUGCCGCUCCAUCCUGGUGUGCACAGGUGUGUAUAACCCUGGCAACGGUAACACAGCGGUCUCAGAGUCGGUGUUCCAUGGCCACAGAGACCUGGUCUUGGAUCUGGAGCUGGUGGAGCCGCAUCACGUGGUGGAGGAUGUGGAGGAGGCUGUCGACCUGAUGCUGCAGCGGGAGAACCUGACCUCUGACAUCUGACCUGUGACCCAUAUGACCUCUGGCUGCAGCUGAUGUCAGUCAACACACGAUAUGAGUCCUGUAUGAAGCUACGGCUACACCACUUGGAUGGAGUGAGAAAACUAAAUAUGUUCACACAGGAAACACGUUUUUUUUUAAACUUUUUUUUUGUGAUUUUUGAGUUUA